Molecule: messenger RNA, 4347 nt
Organism: Astyanax mexicanus (Mexican tetra)
Lineage: Eukaryota; Metazoa; Chordata; Actinopteri; Characiformes; Acestrorhamphidae
Gene: tie1
Product: tyrosine kinase with immunoglobulin-like and EGF-like domains 1
Exons: 23
Coding region: 246-3614 (1122 amino acids)
Biological process (GO): multicellular organism development; cell surface receptor protein tyrosine kinase signaling pathway; protein phosphorylation
Cellular component (GO): signaling receptor complex
Molecular function (GO): transmembrane receptor protein tyrosine kinase activity; ATP binding; protein binding
Source: RefSeq, a predicted model, not a curated record
GAGUGGAGUGGACAGUGAGCCAAGAGUACAGAUUGCCUGUGUAAUGUGACUUCAGUGAGAAAGGCCAAGUUCUUGUGACAGAGCAUUUCAUCCAAACAUCAUAUUCUCACUGGAAAUGCGCAACAACGCAUGGCAUCGGCUAGUGAAUUGGAAAACCCCACUGGAAUGUGGUCAUUUCUAAUGCCUGUUUUACUUGGAUAAUUCCAUUUGGAUUUUUACGUCUGAACGCACAUUGGAUUUAAGCAAUGAUUUACCUCAUUUGGCUCUUUUGCCUCAUCAGUACCCUAGAUGCAGUCCUGGAUCUUACCAUGACCUCAAAUGGCGCCAAUUCUGCCCAGCACUUUGUCCUGUCCUGCAUUUCUGGGGAACGAAACAUUGAAGGACUGGAGCUAAGCAUCAAAAAGGAUAACAGCAUACUCAUGCUUGCCAACAAGCCCAGUUUUAAGGUGCAGAAGCCUCGGCCAAAGGAGGCAGUGGCUUCUGGCUUUGGGAACUUAGAGCAUAGGGGCAUCUUCUACUGCCAUUCAAGCCAGGGGUCCAAUCACCAUUCUAACGUCACUCUUAUCAGCAACUACAACAAAGGUCACUUUAGACCACAGAGACUCUCUCUGACGGCUAACAAAGGAGACACAGUGCACAUAUCUAUGGAUGUCUUGGGAACAGAGAAAAGAGAUGUUACAUGGAAAUUCAAUGGUAACUACUACUACAUGACACACUGGGGAGACGUGGACAAUCAAACAGCUGUUCUCACCUUAAACAACAUUGAUCAGAGCAAUGCAGGGAUCUACAGUGCAAGCUACGUAGGGGACAGUCCGCUCUUUGCAGCCAUGAUGCGGUUAAUCAUUCGGGCUUGUCCGAAGAACAAAUGGGGCACAGACUGUGACAAGGAAUGUCCUGAGUGUCUGAACGGAGGUGUCUGCCAUGACAGAGAUGGUGACUGUGUCUGUCCUCCAGGUUUCAUGGGAACACGCUGUGAGACAGCAUGUCGAGAGGGAAUGUUUGGAAGAAACUGUCAGGAGUCCUGUAAAGCAGAAACUGGGUGCCAGGAUUUAACUUUCUGCCUCGUCGACCCCUAUGGCUGCUCUUGUGCAAGUGGCUGGCAUGGAGAUCGCUGUCAUAAACCCUGUCCUGAUGGGAUGUAUGGAGCUGGUUGUCUGCUUAGCUGCAACUGUAAAAACAAAGGCAAAUGCAGUCGUUUCAGCGGCUGCCAUUGUCCAACUGGCUGGAGAGGACAACACUGUGAGAAAUCAGAUCGUGCUCCACAGAUCCUGGAUAUAGACAGCAAUCAGGAGUGGAAUCUGCACUCCAGCCCAAAGAUACUGUGCUCUGCAACCGGUCAUCCUCUUCCCAGCCACACGAGUAUUGAGCUGCGCAAACUGGAUAGCACAGUGCUCAAGGCCUCCCGCACCACCAUGGAUUCAAACAAGAGCACUGCCCAGUUUGAAAUCACACAACUUACAGCUGAGCAUGGGGGUCUCUGGGAAUGCAGAGUUUCGACGAACGGUGGGCAAGACUCCCGCAAGUUUAACCUAACUGUAAAAGAACCCCCUUCUCCCACCACUCCUCCGAAACUGAUCGAAAAGACGAGCAAACAACUUGUUGUGAAGCCAAUGGAACACUACAGAGGUGAUGGUCCCAUUAUGUCUACCAAAGUCCUCUAUAGACCGCUGGAGACACAAGAUCCCUGGUCCUCCAUCAUAGUUUAUUACAACAGCGGUUCGGUAACUCUAAUGAACUUGAAGCCAACAACCAAGUAUCAGGUCCGGGUGCGACUCACCAGGCCGGGAGAAGGAGGAGAGGGGCCUGAGGGUCCGGAAGCCAUCAUGGAGACUGACUGUCCAGAGCCCUUGGCCAGGCCGGAGAUUGAUUUCAGCUCUCAAGAGGGGCGAAACGCCACCGUGAAGUGGCUCCUGCCCAGCGGCCCGAGCCAGGCAAGUGGCUUUUUAGUGCAGCUCUACGGACCCCAGGAAGAGAAGCUGUGGGAGGAGACCACCUUGCUCAGUGUGCUUUCCACAAAGCUCUACAACCUGGAGUACCACCGUGACUACCACGUGGUCAUCCGGCUGGUCAACUGCGGCAGCCGUGGGCCUGCCUCAAAGCCCUAUCGCAUCCGCCUCAACAGCCAGGGACCCUCUUCUCCAAGGAAUGUACAAGCUGACCCCUUGUCCAUUAAUGGAGUAAGAGUUCGCUGGCAGCCCCCUGAGGAUCCCAACGGCGGUAUUGUCAAAUACACCAUUGAAUACCAGCCAGUAGGCCAGGGCACCCUGCAGUGGGUGGACACAGAUGAUGGGAACAAGACCACCAAAGAUGUGACAGCCCUGAAUGGAAGCACCUUGUACCAGUUCAGAGUGCGAGGUUUCUCCAAAGUGCCUGGGGAUUGGAGCAAGUUUGUGCAAGCCAGGACUCAAGGAGAUGGUUCUUCCAGUUUCAGUCCCACCACUCAGGGGGUUGGCAGGCCCAUGGCAGAGGACCAUCAGCUGCUGUGGGCUGUGGUUGGCUCAGUUGCCGUCACAUGUGUUACCAUUCUUCUAGCGCUACUGGCCCUUUUCUACAUCCGAAAAUCCAUUGUCAAACGUAGACGUACCUUUACCUACCAGUCAGGAUCGGGAGAAGAGACCAUACUGCAGUUCAACUCAGGGACCCUCACGCUAACCCGAAGACCAAAGCCCACCCCAGAACCCCUAACUUACCCUAUACUGGACUGGGAAGACAUCAAGUUUGAAGACGUCAUUGGCGAAGGGAAUUUUGGCCAAGUCAUCAAAGCCAUGAUCAAAAAGGAUGGAACCAAAAUGAGUGCUGCCAUUAAAAUGCUGAAGGAAUUUGCCUCAGAGAAUGACCACCGGGACUUUGCUGGGGAACUGGAGGUGUUAUGCAAGCUGGGCCAACAUCCCAACAUAAUCAACCUCAUAGGGGCCUGUGAAAACAGAGGCUACCUGUACAUCGCGAUCGAGUUUGCUCCUUACGGCAAUCUGCUGGACUUCUUGAGGAAAAGCCGUGUUCUGGAGACAGACCCAGCCUUUGCUAAAGAACAUGGAACGGCCUCCACGCUCACCUCCCAGCAGCUCCUGCAGUUCGCUGUCGAUGUGGCCACGGGCAUGCAUUACCUUAGUGACAAGCAGUUUAUCCACAGAGAUUUAGCAGCCAGAAAUGUGCUGGUUGGCGACAACCUCGUGGCAAAAAUAGCUGAUUUUGGAUUGUCACGAGGAGAGGAGGUGUACGUCAAAAAGACUAUGGGGAGAUUGCCUGUGCGAUGGAUGGCAAUUGAGUCACUUAACUACAGUGUCUACACCACAAAGAGUGAUGUCUGGUCUUUCGGGGUUCUUCUUUGGGAGAUUGUAAGUUUAGGUGGAACUCCAUACUGUGGGAUGACUUGUGCUGAGCUUUAUGAGAAGCUUCCUCAAGGCUACAGGAUGGAGAAGCCCAGGAACUGUGAUGAUGAAGUGUAUGAGCUGAUGAGACAGUGCUGGCGAGACAGGCCUUAUGAACGACCACCGUUUUCUCAAAUAUCAGUUCAGCUCAACAGGAUGCAAGAGGCCAGAAAGGCCUAUGUCAACAUGGCUCUCUUUGAGAACUUCACCUAUGCUGGAAUAGAUGCUACUGCUGAAGAGGCCUGACUACCCGCCCCCCCAGGUUCCAGCAGGUUCCACAAUCCAAGGGAGGCUCACCACAGCAGGGCGCUUCGCUACUGCCAACCACCCGCUGUUCGAUUCCACCGCUCAAAGAAACACUCCACCAGGGCCACAUGGCUAUAAAGGAAAGACUGUGAAAGGACACUUGCAGGCCUUCGGCUUCCUUUAUGGUGGAUGUUCUCAGACCUGGUGAUACUGACCGGUUGUCAGCAUUCGAGUUCUCAAAAAAGCGAGUGGAGCCUAACGUAAAGUUCUUGUGUAUUGUUCCUGUACCUGCUGGGGUCUGAGGGGAUCUGAAAUACUUAAUGGACUCAUCUGUCUCUUGGAAGGAGACUCAUCUUGGGAAGUUAGUUCAUUCCAGUGGACAGUAACGACAUGCCACGUGGUUUUAUGUAGCACUUAAGAAAACUAAAACUCAUACAGUGUACCAAAGUCCAUUCACUGCCAUAUGUAGAUAUUUGACUUAUGCGACUGUGUGAUUGUAUGUACAUAGAGAGUACUGUAUAUCUCAAAAACUUCAGAAUACUUUUUUUUACAUAUUAUCCAGCAAUACUGCCAAUUUCAUGCUUUUUUAAUUUGUAUUUGUUUGCAUGUGUUUCAUGUACAGGUAAAGACAUUACUACCUUUUAUACCUUUUGUUUUUUAUAAAUAAAACAUUUAUACAAUGACUGUCAGAUGAAAAGAUGACUAAGAAAGCAUAGAAAGCCAGUUCAACUAA